CGUGGUUGUCGGGGACACGCGAUUAGAAGCACGUCUGCGAAGAUGUUUGUAUUUCGGACGUAUGCGGUUUAACAUGGGACAUGAAAGUCCUUCCCUUACACCUUGCUGCUUCCCAGAAGAAAACACAAAGCCUCAAGACCCUACUGGAUUCUGGGGCCAACCCUGAAUUAUGCGACCAGCUUGGCAGAAAUACCCUGCAUCUCGUGAUAGCAAACUGGCCAAGUGUCUCAAGCAACUGGAUUGGCCCGCAUUCCAAGUUUCGGUCAAUCAUGGCUAUCAUGCAGCAGCAAGCAGAAGACUGCUUGCAUGUGCUGUGUGAGCAUGGCGUGAACCUAAACGCCAGGCUGCAGAGUCACCGCCAACAGUCAGCUCUGCAUCUGGCUGUGGCCCACCAAGCGCCGUCAGCCAUAGCCAUCCUGGCUAGUCGAGGGGCCAGCAUAAAUGCCACCGACCAUUUUGGCAUGACGCCCCUGCACAUGGCAGCGGGGACGCUUCAGACAGAGAUCACCUCGUGUUUAAUCCAGCAGGGGGCCGAUGUGAAUCGGGUCGUGAGGCAAUCGGGCAACAGCGCGCUCCACCUGGCCGUGCAAGCAGCGACCAAAAAGUUCUGCAAGACUCAGGACACAGAUCUCAGCUGUGUCGAGGAACUCCUAGUGGGAGGGGCCUCGCCCAACGUAAAGAACGCAGCAGGCUGCACGCCUCUCCACGAGGCUUGCCUUGGGGGCAGGGAGGAGGUGGUCGAUCGUCUCCUCCAGCAUGGAGCAGACCUCAACAAGCGCACUCACUUAGGAGAGAACUGCCUCUUUCUCUUCCUGACUCAGACUUCCAAUCUGAAAAGCACUGGCCUGCUGGGCAAACUGCUGGGCCUCACCAGCCCCCUGUCUGUGGUCGACGCAAAGGGCAACCUCCCUCACGUCCUGAAGCUCCCCCGCUACACCACGCAGAAGGACCAACUGGUGCGUUUAGCACAGCAACCACGAGACCUGCUUGGAAUCUGUAAGGUCCACAUGCAUCAGCACUACAACGAGAGCAGCAGGACUUUUUUAAAGGAUAGGCUACCUGAAAAGCUAUACAACUUUGUCUUCCAACAGUGGGAUUGCCCACUGGAUGUGGAACUUAAUGAAACACAUGAGACAGAAGAAUUUGUCCCAUUAGACUUUGCACCCCCGCUUCCAUAUUGACCUCGCUGACCACAGCCACCUUCUACAUGAAUUCCAAAAACAGUCUUUUGGAUCUUUAAAAACAUUAAUCAGCAAAUAAAAUUAAA
Messenger RNA from Electrophorus electricus (electric eel), 1267 nucleotides. RefSeq names its product ankyrin repeat domain-containing protein 61. The record is from RefSeq and is a predicted model, not a curated record. Gene Ontology annotation, biological process: cellular response to tumor necrosis factor. Gene Ontology annotation, cellular component: cytosol. Gene Ontology annotation, molecular function: NF-kappaB binding. NCBI's taxonomy places the organism in Eukaryota, Metazoa, Chordata, Actinopteri, Gymnotiformes, Gymnotidae.